Messenger RNA from Caenorhabditis briggsae, 609 nucleotides. The transcript has 6 exons. The record is from RefSeq and is a predicted model, not a curated record. The coding region runs from base 1 to 609 and encodes 202 amino acids. Lineage: Eukaryota; Metazoa; Nematoda; Chromadorea; Rhabditida; Rhabditidae.
AUGCCGUCCUCAUCCAUCGUUACACAAUCGCUUCUCGCUGUUGCACUUUUGUCUGUAGCCAUGGUCGAGGCUGCUCCAUUGGAACCGGCCAAAAGUGCAGCGAAAAACACGAAAACAUCGGCCGCCAAAACAAAAGGAUACGUCCCCACCCCAAAAGCGCUUCGACGUGGCAAGCGAAACGUAAUUCUGGAAGAGAUUCCAGAUGAUUCUGAACCAGUUUUGGGAACUGAAGAAGACGUGCUCCGCGAGCAACUUGCUGGUCUCAGCGAUGACCAACUCGCCGUUCUUGCGGAAAUCGUUCAAAACGAAAUCGACCAGUACAACCCGGAAGCCAUUGAAGCAUAUGAGAUCGUCGAGCUUCCAGAAUACUUAACCCAACCAAUCGAAUAUAUGCCACGCGAUCGUCGCUCGGUUCCAGUCUUCGAGGCGUUCGAUGAAAAUGACCUACCGGAACAAUAUGAUGAUAACCAAGAGCUAAUCUUCGUCCCAGAAGAAGCUCUUCUAGAAGCCGCUGCUGAGGAACAAGACGAGCUGGAACUCCGUCAAAGGAUAGCUGAAAUUGCAACGAUUCUCAACGAGAGAGCCUCCCGACGAUUGAGAUUUAUCUAA